AUGCCGGAAUUCUCGCGUCUCAUCCGCUUUCUGGCUCGGGAUGGCAAUGUUUACUACGGAGAUGCCAUCCUGCCCUCCGGUGCCCCCGACCUGACCGGCGUGACGAAAGCCCGGGUGAUCCAAGGCGACAUCUUUGGUCAGCAUCGCGUAACAGAACAAAUUGCCGAAGUUAAACUGCUCUUGGCCCCGUUGGCGAGAGGCGAUGUUGGGACUGUUCGCGGUCUGGGGUUGAACUACGAGCAACAUGCAAGAGAAUCCAACUUGCCCACGCCCAAGUACCCGGUACUCUUCUACAAGCCGGUGACGGCUAUCUCAGGUCCGACCGACGACAUCCCCGUCCCUCUCAUGGCACAAGAAAGCGAGGGUCUGGACUAUGAAUGCGAGCUGGUGGUCGUGAUCGGCAAGGAAGCCAGAAACGUCCCCGAAGAUCAAGCACUGGACUAUGUACUCGGGUACGCCGUCGGCAAUGAUGUUUCCCAUCGAGACUGGCAGAUCAAGCGUGGUGGAGGGCAGUGGGCAUUGGGGAAGGGCUUCGAUGGCUGGGCACCUUUCGGUCCCGGCAUUGUGUCCUCUAGCUUGAUCCGUGAUCCGAAUGAUUUGCACAUCUCGACGAAGCUCAAUGGCCAUACGGUCCAAUCUUCGUCAACCAAGGAUAUGAUCUUUGGUGUGGCAAAGAUGGUUUCGUUCUUGUCGCAAGGCACCACCCUGUUGCCAGGUGAUCUGAUUUUUACCGGAACCCCGCAAGGUGUGGGUAUGGGCCGAAAACCAGCACUUUGGCUCAAAGACGGGGAUCGUGUGGAAGUUUCCCUCGAGCGAGUGGGGUCGUGCACGAAUCAGGUAGUCUUCGACAAUAUCACCCCCAAGCUCUGA
Molecule: messenger RNA, 870 nt
Organism: Aspergillus melleus
Lineage: Eukaryota; Fungi; Ascomycota; Eurotiomycetes; Eurotiales; Aspergillaceae
Product: fumarylacetoacetate hydrolase family protein
Exons: 3
Coding region: 1-870 (289 amino acids)
Molecular function (GO): catalytic activity
Source: RefSeq, a predicted model, not a curated record